AUGACUCCUUCUAACAAGAACUUCUUAAUUGCAUAUGCAAUUAUGAAGGAUGAGACUGAGGGGAGUUACAGAUGGGUGUUGAAAAGGUUGAGGUUUUUGAUUGGCGACCACCUACAACCAACUUGUAUUUUUACUGAUCGAGAGUUGGGGCUGCUUAAACCAGUGAAAGAGAUAUUUCCACAUACCCCUCAUCUUCUUUGUACGUGGCACAUAAAUAAGGAUGUAGAAGACAAAGUGUUCAAACUGUGUGGGAGAGACACCGCAAUAACUGAUACUUUCAUGAAUGGGUCGUGGAAGAAACUUAUUAAGGCUCAAACAGAGGAACAAUACGUAGCAGCUUUGACCACUGUGAAAAUGCGGACUAGAGCGUUUCCAGCUGUGAUGCAAUAUCUUGACCGUACUUGGUUGGGGCACAAAGAGAAGUUUGUAUCAUGUUGGACAAACAAAGUCUUACAUUUUGGAAACACCACUACGUGUAGAGUGGAGAGUGCACAUGCUCAGCUAAAGCAGUGGCUCAACUCUAGUACCGGUGCUCUAGACACAGUUUGGACGAAGGUGGACUGCGUUAUACAGUCCCAGUUGACUGAUAUUAGGAAAACACUCGAGGGCUCCAGACAGACUAUAGGCGUCCAUCGACGAGGUUAUCCAUACGACCAUGUCUCCUACAAAGUGUCCCACUACUGUCUUGAUUUAGUGGCGAAGGAACUAAGGCGUAUGAGAGAGUUGAGUUGCGAUGUUCUAGUUCGUUGUGGUUGUGUGCUGAGGACAACACAUCAGAUUCCGUGUGCAUGUGAGCUGAAAGCGGUGAUUGAUGCAGGUGUUCCGAUUAGUCUGGACAGUAUCCAUUCAUUUUGGAAGACGCUUGUUAUCGGUGACGGGGUUGAAACAUCAGAACAAGCCGAUUAUGCCGCUUUUCAGUCAGAGGAUCAUCGGUACUUUUGCGGGGUUGUGGAGGAGGUGAUGUCUCAAGAUCCCUCUAUUGUGCGCGACAUAUCUCAUAUUAUCAACGAGCGACUUCAUCCCAAAGAAUCUGCUUAUCUUGAACCAGAAGUAAAGAGCACGGUGAGAGGUAGACCGAAGGGGAGCACAUCCACCAAGCGGAACCCGAGUGUUUGGGAGUACAGUCGUGGUCGUGGCCGUGCCAAGUCAUCACAAGGUCGGGGCUACAGUGCUCCUACAUCAGAUUUUAUCCCGAAUUCAGAGCUUAUUCCUGGAAUCAUAUUGCCAUUUGUCACGAAAUAUGUGGACGUGGAUGGCGACGGGAACUGUGGGUUUCGCGUUGUCGCAGAUUACAUAUACGGUGAUCAAAACAAGUGGGGUUUUAUAAGAAGAAGCAUUGCAAAUGAACUAGCCGGCAACCCUGGCCUAUAUGACGGUCUUUGCAGUGAUGGGAUCCAAGCGGCCAUUUCACGUAUUAGGUGGGAAGGGGAGGCAUGUGGGCGCGAACACUGGAUGCAGGUUAUAGAUGACUUGUUCCCCAUUGCCACUCUCUUCAAUGUAGCUGUCAUUUUCAUAAAUGGCGCGACGAACUCACAGCGGGGUUUUGGUACGUGUACAAUUCUGCCUUUACAUUCAUCUGAUAUCGACUCACGACCACUGAGAGAGAUAGUGAUACUAUUUUUGGGUAGAUACGCUCAUUUUGUUCGUCUAGAUUUAUGUGAUAAUUUUCCAGUCCCUCCUAUUGCCUCCUUGUGGUUCACAAACAGGGAUGCUACCGUUGAGUAUUUGGAGGGAUUGUACGUUCUCAGGAGAGCGCAAUGGCAGAGAUUGUUAGAUGCUUCUGUUUGA
Mercurialis annua (annual mercury) is the source of this 1788-nucleotide messenger RNA. RefSeq lists its product as uncharacterized. NCBI's taxonomy places the organism in Eukaryota, Viridiplantae, Streptophyta, Magnoliopsida, Malpighiales, Euphorbiaceae. Bases 1 to 1788 code for a protein of 595 amino acids. The record is from RefSeq and is a predicted model, not a curated record. The transcript has 4 exons. Gene Ontology annotation, biological process: regulation of DNA-templated transcription.